GAGCCACACACUCAGCGGCUCGUUCUCGGGACAUCACAGCACAACUGAUUACAAAGUAACAACCGCGGCGUGUCAUCAAACAUCACAGAGUCGCCGCACGCGGGGGUUUCCCGGGAGUCCGCGAGCUCGCUGAAGUGCGCGAAAAGAAAGAAAAGAGGAAUAGGACAGGCGCGUGGUCAUCACGAGGCAGUUUCAGUGGGCUGUAGGGUUGCAUUCGCUUGUUGCCAUGCAAAUAUACGUCCUGUUCACUGUAUAGAGAAACGGAACACCCGGAUUACUGCAGACCCUGCUGCUAAUGCACGACGCUGUUUGACAUUCUGUACGUUUACAGCGACAUGGGAGAAAGAGCUCCGACUGUCCAGUGAGAAUGUUUCCAUUGCACAGAGAGAGGGAGCAGCCCAUCUUCAGCUCACGAGCUCAUGUGUUCCAAAUCGAUCCCGCCACCAAACGUAACUGGAUUCCGGCCAGCAAGCACGCGGUCACUGUCUCCUUCUUUUAUGAUGCGACCAGACACGCCUACCGCAUCAUCAGUGUGGGCGGGACCAAGGCGAUCAUUAACAGCACUGUCAGCCCCAACAUGACCUUCACCAAGACAUCACAGAAGUUCGGUCAGUGGGCCGACAGCAGAGCAAACACUGUGUAUGGCCUCGGCUUCGCUACAGAACAGCAGCUGCAUCAGUUUGCAGAGCGUUUUAAGGAGGUAAAAGAAGCAGUGCGCCUGGCCAGAGAGAGGUCGCAGGAGAAGAUGGAGUUGACCAACGCGGCGCUCAGCAUCGCAGCUCCACAGGAUCUGUCGGAUGAGCUUCAGUCUCCUCCGGUGAUGUGUUUGAACGGACCAGAGGACAAACUCUUCAGAAGUCAGAGCGCUGACAUAACACUGUGUUCAGAGAAAGAGCGCAUUAAAAAGAUGCUGUCAGAAGGGUCGAUCUGUGAGAUGAAUUUUGAGGCCGAGCUCUUCACCUUACAGGACAGUAACGCUAAACUUGUGGCAGCGCUGCACGAGGCCAACGCAAACGUGGAACAGUGGAAGAAACAGCUGGUGGCAUAUCAGGAGGAGACAGACAGAUUACGAGAUCAGAUAGCUGAACUGGAGGCUCAUGGAGCUCAAGGACCCAGUGACGUUUUGAAAGAUGAACUGACUCAGUCUCUGGAAGAGCUGGAGAACUUACUGAAGGCAAAAGAUGAGGAGAUUCGGAUUCUUCAGAGUAAAAAAUCUGACUUCCAUGAACUGGAGCAGGAGAGAGAGGAGGCCAUCCACAGAAUACAGGAGUUAGAGAUGCGUAACAUCGAGCUUGAGCGGCGGGUGCAGAACACGGAGCAGAAUCUGGCCUCCGCGCUGGAGGACCGCGACCGGGCUGAACACGAGGUCCAGAGGGUCAUUCAGAUCCUCGAUGUCAAGAUCUUUGACCUCAAUGACCUUCGACAAAGUCUGGUCCAGCUGAUCAGUAAAUAAUCUGAUUAAAGAUCAGUGCCGGAGACACUUGAUAGACGGCCGGUGCGAGAAGCACAUCAUCCACAGUUCAGAGCACAGAGCACAGAGACAGCACACCGAUACAAGCAGGGUUAUUUACAUUUCUUUGCUUUGUUUUACGGAGUAAAUGUUUUUAAUUUCAAGCAUAGCAAUAAACUUCAGCGAAAUUGAGGAUAUAUCUGUAGAAAUAAACGACAAUGGUUGUAUUUUUACACCGGAAACACCUCGCACGACUGUGGGAAGGUUUAUUUUUUAUAUGGUUUGUGGAAAUCACUGUUCGUUGGGCAGGUUUUUAUCACUCGCAUUAAACAUUGUAUAUUGAUUCUCAAUAACCAGUUAUAAAAGAUAAACCUGACAUAAUGAGCUAUCCAUAAUGUUUUUUUCAUUCAUUUUAUAUUUGAUAAUGAUUUUUUUUAAACAAUAUAUAAAAUACUUUUAUGUUUUUAUUUCUGCAGAAGGAAAUCCACCUUUUUUUUGCUCUACUUUUAUUCACCUUUUUAAACUUUAACCUGCAAAAAAACAUUUUUGGGAGAUAUGAGCAAAAUAUAAAUCAUUCAUUCAUGGUUCCCCAUUCAAGGUUGACCAAGUUAUGUACAGAAAUAUUAGCAUAAAAAUGUUAAAAUGAACCUAACACAUACAUUACCGGUCAAAAGUUUUUGGACCCUUGUGGGUUCAUAUUUUUUCCAUAUUUUAGAAUAAUAAUCAAAUCAUAAAAAUUAUGUAAUAAAACAAAGGAAAACUGUGGAAAUUGUUGUAAUACAAAAAAUGUAAACGUGUUAUAAUUUAUCAUCUUCGGUGAAGUCACCUUUCGACUAGAAUUUGCAGAAAUGUUUUCUUGUAUUUUUCUCAAGUAGCUUCUUGUGGUCUCACCCUCGAGAUGCUUUUUAAACAAUAUUAAAGGAGUUUUCAUCUAUUCUGUGUUCUGACUGAAUACUGAAGAAAGAACAGCCAAUAAAAGUCAUCCAGAAACAUUUUUUAUUAAGUAAAAUGCUAGUUUUGGCAUGAAAACUAAUUUCAAUAAUGUAAGCAUACACUAUCAGAUUUUAAUGGUUUUUAUAAAUAACGGGAAACAUUUCACUCAAGUUUCACAAAACGUUUGACCGGCAGUGUAUACAGACUAAGAAGACUUAAGAAAAUUAAAGGCCACAAUAAGUAAAAUUUUGAUUGUUUAUUUCAAUCUUGUUUUGGACAAUAUAUUUUUGUCAAACUCAAAAAAGCAUAUAAAACAUUAGAAGUUGCAAAGAAGUUACAAGUGUCUUAAGAGUUACAUUGUACAAACAUGAUCACUUCUCAUAGACUAAGAUGUUUUCUGUUCAACUUAAUUUCACUUUCUGUAGACAAACUAACACCACCACCCUUGUAGUGUUUUUUACCUAAGACAUCCUAUAUUUAUGAGGAAUGAAACCCAACAUGUUUACUGGCUUGGGAACGAUGCGUCAUGUUUUUGGAUUUUAUUCUCUGUAGAAUCAGUGUGUUUUAUACAGGUGUGAAUGUGGAUCACAGCUGGAGUGUGUAAACCAAAGACCAGCUUGAAUGUGGCCAGUGACAAACCUCUGUAUGUUCAUACUGUGGAAUGCUUAACAUAGAGUCUAAAUCAAAGAAAUAUAAAGUAGAUAGAAUUAAACAAUUGCUCUGUUAUCAUAGUAUGUUAAGAAAUCCCUGGUGCUCAAGGGAAGUUUAUAUUUAAGAGUAGAUGUAGUUCUGCAUUGGGAUUGAGCUCAUGAAUGCAUCUUGGCACGUAGUUCUGUCAUUCUGCAUUGAUACGGCUUUAAAGAUCUAAUAAAGCCAUAAGCUUUAAUGGCUGUAGUGGAUGUAUUUGUGGCUUUGAGCUACGGUAUAAAGUACCGACAGCCUGUUUCUGCCAGACUACUAGAACACAACACUAACACAAGGCACCGUAGGAUAGAAAAAGUAAUAUUUUUGGAUGUAUACUUCAUUAUGUGUACUGCUUUAUAUAAUCUUAACAAAGAGCAUGUGUGUGAUGAUUUACAAGAAAUGUACAGACUGUCGUAAGAUGCAUCUGCUUUGGUUUUAACAGACAUUUCACUGAUGUAAGAGACCAAGCCCAGAUAUAUGCUUUCGCAGACAAGUGCACACGAGUCAAUUUGUUCUGGGUCUUCUGAAAACACAGACUGAUGGACUGCAAAUAGUUUUCAUUUUACACUAAGAGUCAGUUUAUACUGUGCUUAAGCAACAAGCUUCAGGAAUAAAAAAAUAUCUGUACGAAGUUCUCUGAAUAAAAAUAAAUAAAAAAUC
Triplophysa dalaica is the source of this 3727-nucleotide messenger RNA. Its product is annotated as homer protein homolog 3. The coding region runs from base 368 to 1453 and encodes 361 amino acids. Gene Ontology annotation, biological process: regulation of store-operated calcium entry; G protein-coupled glutamate receptor signaling pathway. The transcript is spliced from 10 exons. Lineage: Eukaryota; Metazoa; Chordata; Actinopteri; Cypriniformes; Nemacheilidae. Gene Ontology annotation, molecular function: G protein-coupled glutamate receptor binding. Gene Ontology annotation, cellular component: cytoplasm; postsynaptic density; plasma membrane. The record is from RefSeq and is a predicted model, not a curated record.